This is a messenger RNA of Gallus gallus (chicken), 2351 nucleotides long. RefSeq names its product indoleamine 2,3-dioxygenase 2 (gene IDO2). Gene Ontology annotation, molecular function: L-tryptophan 2,3-dioxygenase activity; heme binding; indoleamine 2,3-dioxygenase activity. The record is from RefSeq and is a predicted model, not a curated record. The coding region runs from base 756 to 2024 and encodes 422 amino acids. Gene Ontology annotation, biological process: 'de novo' NAD+ biosynthetic process from L-tryptophan. NCBI's taxonomy places the organism in Eukaryota, Metazoa, Chordata, Aves, Galliformes, Phasianidae. Gene Ontology annotation, cellular component: cytoplasm. The transcript is spliced from 9 exons.
ACAGCGCUGGCUCAGCACAAAGCAGGGCAGCACGGUGUGUCCCGGCUGGGAUGGAGGCUGGGGACGAGAAGGAGGAGAGCCCACUGCCCGCGGCGCUGGGCCGCUUCCAGCUCUCCGAGGAGUACGGCUUCCUUCUGCCCAGCCCUCUGGUAGGACACGGCCGUGCCCUCGCGUGGCAGAUACUGGGGUUGGUGAGCGCCGUGCUGGUUGGGUUGACACUCAGCAGUGCUUUACAGUAGUUUAUAGAAGCAAUGAGGAAUGCAUGCGAGGCUUUGGCUUAGGCAGAUUCAUAGGACAAAUUCCUCACUUUAAAAAUGAUUGUGCUGGCUGCAACAAACGGCACAGGGGAGAGGAGCAGGAGCUUUGCUAUUCAGAUAGUGGCUGUGGAUUUACAGCACUCUAUACGAGGACGAGGAGGGAAUUUAGAUGGCAAAUCUCCCGUGCUGCAAGCGGUGCCAUUUGUCACCGGGCGCAGUUUGCAGCGGGAGCUCUCAGGGACAGGCAGUUUAUCGGCCAUUAGUUCACAAUCACACGGGCUGGUAUUACAAGUGGAGGAACCAGACACGAGCCAUUAGCUGCAAUUUGAGGGCUGGACGGGGUGCUCCUGUUCCUUGUCACAGAACCUUCUCCCGUGCAGUGCAGCACUGCCCUGUGCACACCUGGCACUGCCAUUGUGCUCCCUUUCUGUGACCUGCAGCUGCUUCGCACUGCAGCCCAACCAGGAUGAAGCGGCUGUGUCCAGGUGUAGACUUGCAAUGACCAAAAUCUUUGCCCAGGGCUGUGCUUAUCUCCCAGCCCUCUGUGCCCUGAGCAGGAUCAAGCUCCCAGCCUCAGAACAGACCCAUGCAUCUCGCUGGUCCCCAGUAUGUGAUGUGCUGACACCCUCCCUCCUGCCAUCUCCCCAGACAGAGCUGCCACCUUCCUACAGCGUUUGGAUGGACAUUGCCCAUGAGCUGCCCCAGCUGAUCGCCAGCCGCCAGCUCCGUGCACGCAUCCACCAGAUGCCACAGCUGAACACUCAGCACCUCCGAGGACGUGAGGAGCUGCACCUGGCCCACCUGGUGCUCAGCUUUCUCACCAUGGGCUAUGUCUGGCAGGAGGGCGAGGAGGGCACCAUGAAGGUGCUGCCCUGCAACCUGGCUGUCCCCUUCUGGGAGGUGUCACAGACCCUGGGGCUGCCCCCCAUCCUCACCCACGCAGAUUUCGUCCUGGCCAACUGGAGGAGGAAGGAUCCCAGCGGGCCUCUGGAAAUUGAGAACCUGGAGCCCAUCAUAUCACUGCCUGGGGGAGAGAGCCUGCGUGGAUUCAUCCUGGUCACACUCCUGGUGGAGAAAGCAGCCCUGCCUGGCAUCAAGGCCACCAUUCAGGCCGUUCAUGCCCUCCGGCACCUUGAUGAUGAGCUCCUGCACCGAGCCCUGCAGGGGUUGUCAGCAGCCAUUGGAGACAUGGACAAGGCCCUGCAGCAGAUGCACGAUUACGUGGACCCAGCAGUAUUUUACACUGUGAUCAGGAUCUUCCUCUCUGGCUGGCGGGACAAUGCAGCCAUGCCCCACGGGCUGCUCUACGAGGGCGUCUCCGAGCAGCCCAUGGCGUUCUCAGGAGGCAGCGCAGCACAGAGCUCCGUGCUCCACGCCUUCGAUGAGCUCCUGGGGAUUCAACACAGCCAGGAGAGCACCGCGUUCCUGCACAGGAUGAGGGACUACAUGCCCCCUCCCCACCGCGCCUUCAUCAGGGACAUCAGCCGAGCGCCUUCCCUGCGGCAGCACAUCCUCAGCUCUGCAGACCCACAGCUCCGUGAGGCGUUCAACCACUGCGUCACAGCUCUGGCUGACUUCAGGUCCCACCACAUCGCCAUUGUGUCCAAAUACAUCGCUGUGGCCAAGGCCAAGGCCGGGCAAAAGGAGGCUGGUUCCAUUGGGAAGCCCCCGGCUGCGCUGGAGGCCAAGGGGACCGGCGGGUCACACAUCUUCAUCUUCCUGAAGAGCGUCAGGGACAGCACCAGAGAGGGGCUGAUCAGUGCCUGAUGCCUGGCAUGGUGCCUGCUGCGCCGUGCAUGGAGGCAGCGCUGGAGGCCGGGGCUGCAGCCCCUCCUGCUGAUGCAGGUCUCAGCUAACUCCUCCAUCCCUGCCUGCCCUGCAGCAUCUCUCCCGGGUUUCAUUAUUCCCUGCUGCACUGAACACCAGCCUGCCUGAGGGAGGAGAGUGCUGCCAUCCGUCACCCCAAAGCACACAGGGAGCACCAUCCCAAGGCACCAGCAAGAUUGUGCCACCCGAUGGCCUCUGUGAUGCUGGGACUGGGGCUCUGCUGCAGGAAUAACACGGUCUAAUAAAGCUGCAGCUCCUAGGAACGAA